AUGACGAUUGUCGGUACUGGCAAUGCCAAUCACGAUUUGCCCGAGGCAUUCGUGCAUCUGAAAGAGACCUUCAGUUUUCUUGACCAUGAGCGAGAGGACGUGCAGAAGAUGGCUGUACAAGGAAUCGCUAGUCUGAGUAAAGAUGACAAAACUCUUUGGGCUUUUAUGUCAUCACCAGAGUACGGUCCUCAUGCCAUCGAUACUCUACUCAAACAUUUUCACCCCGGUAGUGUAAGGCUGGUGGGGAAUAUUCUCACCAUUCUCAUUAACUCCGCAGCGGACGGUGCCUGUGCGGAGAUGUUGGUAGCACGAAAAAUUGUGCGGAAGUCGAUGCUCUUUCUAGAUGGGAUGGAAAACUCCUCCCAUCCAAAGCCCUUCAAGCGCAGCGUGCAAGAGAUGAUUCUGAUGCUGCUGAACAAUCUUACCGCCAGCCACAUCUCCGCCGUAGAUGACCUUCUGCAAAAGGGCGAUGAGGCGAUGCGGGGCUUCUAUUUGGGAAGGCUACAUGUCUAUUACAUGUCGACGUCUUCAGGCGCCUUGGAAGGGGCCAAGGAUGCGGCCCUGGAGGAAAACGCCAAGGCUGACGAGGCGGCGCCCCCACGGCGUGAUUUUGCUCGGUGGAUUCUGAGCAUCCUGCUGAACCUCACGCGUAGUUUAGACGGGCAGCAGCUUUUGCUGGAGGAUGAGGAAUGGCGGGGGGCGCUUUGCGAAUGUCUGGAAGCAUCCCACCCCCUCACCCACCGUCGCCUCGCCUCGGAAUGCUAUCGCAAUUGCGCGUGUUCGCAAAAGCCACAAUACGCCAUGCUUCUGCAGAGUGGGAGCCUGCGUGCGGCGGUGGGGCACCUAGCCUCUGGAAAGGAAUGCGAUUCGGCCGUGCAAAUGUGUUAUGCAGAGCUCAUCGCGAGCAUGCUGGAGUCUGUGGAAGGGGUGGAGCAGCUGGAGGGGAUGAACGCGAAGAAGGCGUUAGGCGCGGCGGUGCUCGCAUCUCGCGCCUCAAGGGAUGCCGGAGCCGUGGUCGAGAACGAGGGAUCAUCAGCUUCAGAACCACAUGUCAAGGGCUGCUUCGCGCCAGACGUCUGUGAGUUCCUGGAGAAACAUGUGCUUCUUUAUAUGGAUGACAUUGUUGAUGCCUAUUUGCCCCCUAAUUGUGGUGAUAUGGACUAA
Molecule: messenger RNA, 1164 nt
Organism: Phytomonas sp. Hart1
Lineage: Eukaryota; Euglenozoa; Kinetoplastea; Trypanosomatida; Trypanosomatidae
Source: the annotation of a GenBank genome assembly